Molecule: messenger RNA, 3964 nt
Organism: Ictalurus furcatus (blue catfish)
Lineage: Eukaryota; Metazoa; Chordata; Actinopteri; Siluriformes; Ictaluridae
Gene: slco5a1a
Product: solute carrier organic anion transporter family member 5A1a
Exons: 10
Coding region: 1045-3540 (831 amino acids)
Biological process (GO): sodium-independent organic anion transport; transmembrane transport
Cellular component (GO): membrane
Molecular function (GO): protein binding
Source: RefSeq, a predicted model, not a curated record
CAUAAUAAUUAAAAACAACUAUUUCUGGUAGUUGUACCCUACAGUUUGGGAAUUGACUAUGUGUAAUAUGCGUUUGAUAUGACUAAUAGUGUCAUUAAAAAUCACCCUGGUUAGAACUAUAUUAACCAGAGGACCUUAUCGUGGUAACGCGGAUAGCAACAUAUUUUGAUACCAGUGGCUUUCCAUAUAAUUGACUGAACGCCGCAGUGAGUACGUCUCUCCCGCGAGCGAUGCGCCGUAAAGAGCAAUUCAUGUGACCCUUACUUACAAAGGACAUAUCAUAAGAAGACAAAUAAUUUUUGAUGUGCUAUAAAAAUGUUCAUCAUGCGAUUUUGAAAUGGAUCCGUGCGUGCUGAGAGGGGAAAAUACCCUCGGUAGUGCACAGGGUGCCGUUUUUUGUUUUGUUUUGUCGGGACGUUGCGGUGAGCUCACUUGAAGCAUGCUAACUGCGCUAAACUGCUGCGCUGUGGGGUUGCAGUACUAUUGCUUUUGAACACGUCAGUUAGGAUUUUAGAAUAUGUUUACUUGGCACUGUGAGCCAACUGUGGUGUUAUCUACGACAUGUAUUUUUAACCAAUUGUAUGUUUUACUCUGCAUGAAGUAUAGCCUCUUGGAUGAUGUGAAUGCUUUGUAUCGGGAUAAUCUGUUUUCUUGCCUCUAUAAAGGCAUUUGGCUAGGGUUAGGCUAGGAAUUUAAAGCUAUUAUAUUAGUCCGUGCCAUAGUGUCAUCCUGUUCUAAUAGGAAAAACAUUUGAGGAAUUCAUUAAAUUUAGCUAGUCUAUGGCCACAGUGAUUAUUGUUGUUGAGGAAGACAACAUCGCUGCCAAGCACUGUCCUUCACAAGCUACUUUCGCAAAUGAGUCCUUCCACUCCGGGGUUUUGGCUUGAAACAACCGCAGGCGACUCCAACAUGCUAAGCUACAGAAGAAAAAUAGUGGUAUACGGCGAAUAUUCUCAGUGAGGACAAACUGCAUCUGGGUGUAGGGAGCUGCUACCGAAAUAUUACCACCCCCCCCCCUUAAAAACCGUACCCUCCUGCUUCAGAAUGGCCUCCUGUGAACGAGAAAACGCUGCGGAUGAAGAUCCCACCGCAUGUGUGAAACCUUUGGCUGAUGUGUGUGAGAACUCUGUCCAGGCGCAAAAAUCAAAAAGCCUUCCUACGCUCAACGCAAGACAAGUUUUGGAUACAGAUGGGCCUGAAAAUCCCCCACAAAAAGAUAAAACGUUCGUCCCAGCGGUGGAUGGCAACUCCCCCUCCAAAACGGAGGAGCCUCCUAACUCCUCCAGCGGGGACGCGGCCGGUGCGGCGGGGAGGAGGCGCCGUGUCGCAGCGUUUCUCCCCUCACAGCUGGCGCGCGUAUCCCUCAGGGCCUACCUGCGCAUGCUGUUUUCGGACUCGCGUUGCUUCUUGUUUUAUAUGUGUUACCUCACGUUCAUUCAGUCGCUCAUGGUGUCCGGCUACCUCAGCAGCGUCAUCACCACUAUAGAAAAGCGAUACAGCCUGCGUAGUUCAGAAUCUGGUCUGCUGGUCAGCUGUUUUGACAUAGGCAGUCUCCUCAUUGUCGUCUUCAUUAGCUACUUUGGUGGACGGGGCCGGAGGCCACGCUGGCUUGCCAUAGGGGGGAUGGUCAUUGCUGUGGGUGCUGCACUUUUUUCCCUCCCUCACUUCAUCUCUCCACCUUAUCAGCUGGAGCAGCUGAACAAUACAGGACGGGGGAAGGGGCUCUGCACCAUUACCAAUAUCAGUAGGAGGGAUGGACCGGAAGCUUGUCCACGGGACCAGGAAGACAGUGAGCAUGCUUUGUAUGUGACAUUGUUUAUUUGCGCUCAGAUUCUGAUUGGCAUGGGGUCCACGCCCAUCUACACACUUGGACCCACCUACCUGGAUGAUAAUGUGAAAAAGGAGAAUGCUUCGCUUUACUUGGCAAUCAUGUAUGUAAUGGGAGCUCUAGGUCCGGCUGCUGGCUACCUGCUGGGUGGAGUCCUGAUUGGGUUUUACGUGGACCCAAACACUGCUGUGAACAUUGACCAGAAUGACCCACGUUUUGUAGGAAACUGGUGGAGUGGGUUUCUUUUCUGUGCUGUGGCCAUGCUGCUAGUGAUAUUCCCCAUGUUUGCCUUUCCAAAGAAGCUUCCUCCUCGCCACAAGAAGAGCAGCAGGAAGAAAAAGCGUGUGGGGGACUUGCCAAGUGAUGAUGAGGUGAUGAAGGAGAAGAGCCAAGCCGUCUCUUCCUCCAUUGGCUUCGGAAAAGACAUCAAAGAUUUGCCCAAGGCAGCCCUGCGUAUCUUGAGCAAUGUGACAUUUUUAUUUGUGAGUUUGUCAUACACUGCAGAGUGUGCCAUCGUUACAGCCUUCAUCACUUUCAUCCCCAAGUUCAUUGAGUCUCAAUUUGGGGUUCCAGCAUCCAGUGCCAGCAUCUACACAGGUUUGGUAAUUGUUCCAAGUGCUGGUGUUGGGAUAGUGCUGGGAGGUUAUAUUAUUAAGAAGCUGAAAUUGGGAGCAAGAGAGUCAGCCAAACUGGCCAUGAUCUGUAGUGGAGUGUCUCUGCUCUGUUUCUCUACACUCUUCAUUGUUGGCUGUGAGAGCAUUAAUCUAGGAGGAAUCAACAUACCCUACACUACUGGGCCCACAUUGACUCUGUCCCAUCGGAACCUAACUGGGGGCUGUAAUGUUAACUGUGGUUGCCGGAUCCAUGAGUAUGCUCCUGUGUGUGGUUCUGAUGGAAUUACGUACUUUAACCCCUGUCUGGCUGGCUGCAGUGGUGUCUCCAAUGACAGCUCAGGAAUCAGGAAUUAUUCAGACUGUGCUUGUGUACAAAGCAGACAGGUGAUCACUCCAUCCGGAGGGAAUCACGAGUUACAAGUGGUCAUCGUGAAGACAUAUCUGAACGAGAAUGGCUAUGCUCUCGCCGGCAAGUGUGAGCGCACCUGUGGAACGCUCAUAACCUUCCUCAUCUUCCUCUUCAUUGUCACCCUCAUAACUGCCUGUGCACAGCCUUCUGCCAUCAUAGUCACCCUGAGGUCCGUGGAAGAGCAGGAAAGACCUUUUGCUUUGGGAAUGCAGUUUGUUCUUCUUAGAACUCUCGCCUAUAUCCCUACUCCGAUAUAUUUCGGCGCCGUGAUUGACACCACCUGUAUGCUCUGGCAACAGGACUGUGGUGUUCAUGGAUCCUGUUGGGAGUAUGAUGUGACGUCCCUUCGGUUUGUCUACUUUGGCUUGGCAGCCAGCCUCAAGUUUCUUGGCUUUUUUUUCAUCUUCCUCACAUGGUAUUCACUGAAACGCCGUGAUGAGCAGGCACACAUGCAUGCACACCCUGUAUCCCCACUGGACACAGUGAGUCAGUUGAUGUGCCAUGCAGGAUGGCAAAAAGGUCAUGCUCGCACUCGCUCAUGCCCUGUCUUCCUGCCCCGCCCCACUGAACAUUGCCAUGCUGCUGCAGUGGCAACUGGACAUGCCCUAAGCCGUGGCAACAGUUGCCCCGGCAAUGGCUUGAAAGCAAUAACCCUGCCCAUCAGGUCUCUGGAGAAAGUGGUGAGUUGAGAGAUUAGUACAGAUACACACACACACACACACACACACACACACACACACACACACACACCCCUAAAUGCAUAGACAGGGCAAACCUGAAGAUGAAGUGGAGUCUCCAGCUCCCACAUGUCCUCAGAGCCACUGCUGGUGCCUUUUAUUCUCCAGAAAUACACUAUAAUCAAAACAAUUUGUAAAGAAUUGGACUUAAUACCUCAAUGGAAUUGGUACCUCUCUCAUUCUUACACAUUUACAUUUACCUCCACAAGAUUUGCACCACCUCCUUUCAGUCACACACACAACACAGUAUGACCAGUACCUUCUCAUUAUACAUACAUAAACACAUUCAAAAUUGUUCUAAAGGGCCAGUACUAAACCUUUUGUCCAUCUUGUGCAUACACACACUCAUGUUCACCAUCCUAUUCUGGUUUCUUUU